Molecule: messenger RNA, 351 nt
Organism: Penicillium cinerascens
Lineage: Eukaryota; Fungi; Ascomycota; Eurotiomycetes; Eurotiales; Aspergillaceae
Product: L-rhamnose mutarotase
Exons: 3
Coding region: 1-351 (116 amino acids)
Molecular function (GO): racemase and epimerase activity, acting on carbohydrates and derivatives
Source: RefSeq, a predicted model, not a curated record
AUGGCUUCAGUCCGCCGCAUUGCCCAGAUUGUCUACCUCAAGCCCUCCGCCGUGGCUGCAUACAAAGAAUGCCAUGCCAACGUCUGGCCCGAGGUCCUGCAGCAGAUCGAGGACUGCAACAUCAAGGAUUACUCGAUUUUCUACGACAAUGACCGCACAUUAUUCGCGACUAUGAAGUACGUUGGCACAGACUUCGAAGGAGACAUGGAGCGCAUGCGGGCGAACCCCAAAGUGAGGGAGUGGUGGGCUAUGACUGAUGGGAUGCAGGAGAGCCCCAUUCCCGGCGCUGUGAGCAGUGCUGAUGGCCCCGGGUGGUGGAAGUCGUUGGACGAGGUGUUCUACAAAGAGUAA